GCAUAACAAAAACCAGGUCAAGUGAGUCGUAAAAAUUUUCCACUCCCAUUCCCUCUGCGUCUCUCUCUUAGUCUUCAAACAUAAAAUUUUAUUAGAAGAAGCACUCUUUUGCUCUGUUUCUCUCGUUGUAGCAUAAGAUCAAGAUCAACUGUUCUUCAACCAAAAGGGAAAAAGCUGCUUGGAACGUUGCACUGAUAAACAAUCAAGCUCAGUUGAAGAGUAGAGUAACUUCGCAUUGGUGUUCUUGAAGGUUCCCCCAUUUGCUCCCUAAGGUGCUUAUGGGAGAUAAUUGUUUUUGCGAGCAUCUGACCUUUUAAAUCAAUUACAAGAGAGAAUACAGAUAUGGGCACCAUACACCGCAGUGGAGUUUUUAAGAAAACAAAUGAUAAAGCCAGGCUCGUUAUCGCAACAAUUCUUGGAAUUGUGAUUGGAUUCUUUAUUGGUGUUUCAUUUCCGUCAGUUUCCGUUUACAAGAUUCACUUACCUUCAAACCUUAGAUCGUCUUUUGAUGCAUCCAGAGCUAAUGACCAAGACUUUAUAGUCAGGUCUCCUGAGAGAACUGCAGACAAUCUUCCUAAGAUAUAUGUUCCUACAAAUCCUCGUGGCGCAGAAUUGUUACCUCCUGGAAUUGUCGUUCCAGAAUCUGACCUUUACCUGCGCAGGUUAUGGGGCGAACCUAGUGAGGAUCUGAAGAAGAAGCCAAAGUAUUUAGUGACAUUUACAGUUGGCUUUGAUCAGAGGAGUAAUAUAGAUAAAUGUGUUAAAAAGUUUUCUGAGGAUUUCCAAAUUUUGCUUUUUCAUUAUGAUGGCCGGACAACUGAGUGGGACCAAUUUGAGUGGUCAAAGAAUGCAAUCCAUGUUAGUGUAAAGAAGCAGACAAAAUGGUGGUAUGCGAAAAGGUUUUUGCAUCCAGAUGUUGUCUCUGCUUAUGAAUACAUCUUCAUCUGGGAUGAAGACCUGGGAGUGGAACACUUCAAUGCUGAGAGAUACAUAGAACUUGUCAAGAAGCAUGGUCUGGAGAUCUCACAACCAGGUUUGGAGCCCAAUAAUGGAUUGACAUGGCAGAUGACAAAGAGGAGAGGUGACAGAGAAGUUCACAAGUUUACUGAAGAGAAACCAGGCUGGUGUAGUGAUCCGCAUUUGCCACCAUGUGCUGCCUUUGUGGAAAUUAUGGCGCCCGUAUUUUCUCGGGAAGCUUGGAGAUGUGUAUGGUAUAUGAUUCAGAAUGAUUUGGUGCAUGGAUGGGGAUUGGAUUUUGCUCUCAGAAGAUGCGUAGAGCCUGCACAUGAAAAAAUCGGUGUGGUAGAUUCACAGUGGAUUAUUCAUCAAGUAAUCCCUUCUCUUGGUAGCCAGGGCAAAUCAGAGGAUGGUAAACCUCCAUGGGAAGGGGUUAGAACGAGGUGCAAAAAAGAAUGGUCGAUGUUUCAGAACCGACUCGCAAAUGCAGACAAGGCGUACCUUGCUCAGCUUGGAAAGGAAUAAUUAUUUCCUGUCUAUUUUUAUUUUAUUGAUUUCUUUUACCCCAAUCCCUCCCUGAUUUUCAACCCCGUUUGUACAUGUAUAAUAUCUCACCUGACGUUUGUUAGGGUUCAGUUUGGGUGACAUUUUAUUUUAUUUUUGCUGAACGAGGGUGGACUCAUUUACCUGAGCCACAUUUUUUUGUACGUUAAGAUUUCCACAGCUAUAGAAAAGGGGGAGUAAUUUUUUUA
This is a messenger RNA of Gossypium raimondii (Peruvian cotton), 1709 nucleotides long. RefSeq lists its product as uncharacterized. The record is from RefSeq and is a predicted model, not a curated record. The coding region runs from base 343 to 1482 and encodes 379 amino acids. NCBI's taxonomy places the organism in Eukaryota, Viridiplantae, Streptophyta, Magnoliopsida, Malvales, Malvaceae. The transcript is spliced from 15 exons.